GAUCCAUUCUUAGGCCGCAAACUUCUCGGGGUGUUAAUGAUUCGUCUUAAUAGGGAAGUCCAAAUGUUUGUACCCCGUCCUAAAGUUGGGUAACUCCAGAGUUUUGGAACCCGAGAUAGCAAUGAAUAAUGACGCAUCCCAGAAGGGCCGCUAGUAAAACUUGUCUCGCUGUAUGUUUGGUUUUUUUGCCUUUCAUCGGUUUGUAUUCGAUACUUUAGUCGUAUUCGGACCCUUCUUGUGUAACGUACUAACGAGUAAAUAUACAAAGAGAUCUGUGGGGAGUUUACACAAUUUUUUUGUUUUCAGUUUCCCAUGCCAAUCAACUUAUCGUAGUCUUCGUUUCAACAGAGAGAAGGAUGUUGGUUAGUUCAGCUGAAUCUCAGUCCCCCCCAGUUGUUGUAUCAGCUGAUCCAUAUUCAUGGUCAACGAAACGAAAAGCGUUCGUAUUUGUUAUUGGCAUGAUCGCCGUUGCUAAUAGCACUUUGGGCUCGGCUCUUCCGAGCGGCGCCGUGAAUUUCGUCGCUGCGGACUUCGGCGUUAGCAACCCGCAACUGCUCACAUUGCCCGUCACUUGUUACCUCAUUGGCUACAUUGUAGGGCCCAUCGCAUUUGGGCCACUAUCCGAGACCUACGGCCGCCGCCCUGUCACCCUCAUAACUUUUGCUUUCUACACAGUCUUCACUCUAGCUUGCGCAUUAGCGCCUACAUUUGCCGCCCUAGUCGUCUUCCGGCUGCUCGCAGGAAUUUUUGCUUCUUCACCCCCCUCCGUUACAGGCGGUAUCUAUGCCGAUAUUUACUCCGAUCCGAAGAUCCGGGGACGGGCUAUGGCAGGUUAUAUGGCUGCUACAACUUUAGGACCUACGAUGGGCCCAUUGAUGUCGGGAUAUCUCUCUGAAAAGGGAUGGAGAUGGACAUUCUGGGUUGCAUUGAUAGUCGUCGGGGCAUCAUGGCCCUUUUUGCUUCUCUUGCCUGAAACAUUUGGGCCUGUGUUACGACGUAAACAAGGUAUGGCGGAUACCGACGUCAGUGUUUUGGCGCAACUCACGCGAGAGAAUUGGCACCAUCUCUUCACCAAAGUAUUAUCCAGACCCAUUAAAAUGUUCUGCACCGAAAGCAUCGUAUUUUUCUCCUGUCUCCACCUGUCGUUCAUCUACGCCAUAUUCUACUUGUUCUUCGAAGCAUACCCAAUUGUCUUCGAAGGUAUAUAUGGUAUGACGGCUGGAGAACGUGGCUUGAUGUUUAUCCCCAUUGCCGUCGGCGCCCUUCUUUCUUUUAUAAUUUACCUAACUUACGACCGUAUUUACCAACGUGCUCAGAUGCGAGACAAGCAUUGGGUCAAAGUAGAGGAGUACCGCUGCCUGCCCCUUGCCUGCAUCGGCGGGCCGUUACUAUCGGCGACUAUAUUUUGGCUUGCCUGGACGGCGAGGCCUUCCGUACAUUGUAUUGUUCCUGCGAUCGCAGGUGUUCCGUUUGGCAUUGCGCUGCUCUUAAUAUUUAUGGCAUUGAUUAAUUACCUUGCUGAUGCAUACAGAAUAUUUGCUGCAAGUGCUCUAGCCGCUUCAAGCUGCUCGAGGAGUCUUGUAUCGGCAUUGUUGCCUCUGGCUACCGAUCCUAUGUACCGACAUCUUGGUGUGAACUGGGCCACUAGUCUACUCGGUUUCUUGAGUUUCGCGAUGGCCGUCAUUCCGUUCGCCUUUAUAAGAUUCGGCCGCCAUUUGAGGGAGAAUAGCAAGUUUAGCCAGUCGCUAAAGACGCCACAAUCAGGAUAGAGUUGGUUCUGGUGCUUACUGUCACAAAUCGCAAGGCUUCGCGGCAUUAUAUUUAGAACACUGGUAGAAUAAAUUUAGCAUAGAUAGUAAUUUUCAUGCCCUAAGUCUGAGAAGAUUCUGGGCCGCGGGGCUGAAAAGCCUUGACACCGAACUCCCUUUUCGA
Molecule: messenger RNA, 1932 nt
Organism: Hypoxylon trugodes
Lineage: Eukaryota; Fungi; Ascomycota; Sordariomycetes; Xylariales; Hypoxylaceae
Product: major facilitator superfamily protein
Exons: 5
Coding region: 357-1769 (470 amino acids)
Biological process (GO): transmembrane transport
Molecular function (GO): transmembrane transporter activity
Source: RefSeq, a predicted model, not a curated record